AAGAAAAGGACUCACAAAAUAGUUUUUCAUACCAAUUGGCAAUUGGUGUUCAAGUGAAAUUAUCUGAACCUGAGGGGGCUUUCUGAAAUUUCCCACUUAUCCCACCAUUUUCCCACCCUACCCCUUCUCAAAAAUUGCAGAGAGAUAAGAUAAGGUGAGCCCAAAAGACAGACGCUUCCUCCUCUCUCUUUCUCAUUCUCUUCAGCAAUGGAAGCCACUCUCUUCAGCUUCCCUUCCUCCAAACCCCCAUCACCUUCCCUAACCCAAACCCAGUCCAAAACCCUUCUGACCCGACCCACCAACCCAUUUCUCUCCCUCACCCCCCGACCCACCCGCCACCACCACCGCCUGCCCACAAUCCGAUCUGCCAUCUCGCGCACCAAGAAAGAACAGACCGUCGAAACCAUCAAAGAGAAUCUCGAGAACUGCCAUCUCUUGGCCGGCAUCAAAUACAAAGGCCUCACCGUGAAGCAAUUUCAAGACCUCCGCAAAGUCCUACCCGAGACCACAAAGCUCAUUGUGGCCAAGAACACUCUGGUCUACAAAGCCAUAGAGGGAACUCCAUGGGAGGCUCUCAAGCCCUGCAUGACCGGCAUGAACGCUUGGCUCUUUGUCCACAGCGAAGAAAUCCCACCUGCCAUUAAGCCUUACAGGGACUUUCAGAAGGAGAAGAAGCUCGACAGCAAUGACUUCACCGGUGCUGUGUUUGAAGGCAAGUUUUAUGCGCCUGGGGAUUUUAAGCAGCUUGAGACAAUGCCAACGAGGGCUGAGAUUUAUGCUAAGUUGCUCGGGACGUUGAAUAGUCCGGCGUCGAGCUUGGUCGGGACAAUACAGGCGCCGGCGAGGGAGUUGGUCAUGCUUUUGAAGGCUUAUGUGCAGAAAUUGGAGGAGGAGAGCGGUGGUGGGCAAUAGUGAUACGAUAGUGGAGAAGUAGUAAGUGUAUCUUGAAGACCCACCUGUUGUUUUUUUGGUGUUCUUGUGUUGUUGUAGUACAAUGCGUUUUUAUGUUUGUUGACAUUCAAGGAAUAAUGAGUUGUAGAUUUGUGUACAAUUGGAGCUUUAGUAAGCAUUGAUCUUGAAUUUUAUGGCUAUCUGUGCACAAUGUAUGUGCAUUGUUGCUGUUUACUUAUAUUAAGAACGCUCAAUGCCUAAAGAUUAGUUUUUGCAA
Prunus persica (peach) is the source of this 1168-nucleotide messenger RNA. Its product is annotated as 50S ribosomal protein L10, chloroplastic. The transcript has a single exon. The coding region runs from base 208 to 912 and encodes 234 amino acids. Gene Ontology annotation, cellular component: large ribosomal subunit. Gene Ontology annotation, biological process: translation. The record is from RefSeq and is a predicted model, not a curated record. NCBI's taxonomy places the organism in Eukaryota, Viridiplantae, Streptophyta, Magnoliopsida, Rosales, Rosaceae. Gene Ontology annotation, molecular function: structural constituent of ribosome.